AUGUCAGUUUCAAAUGCCAGUAGAUCCAGCAAGGCUGGUACUUCCAGUUCAAUUAGUAGUGCUAGGCUCAAGGCAGCUGCUACUUUAGCAGGUCUUCAGGCAGAAGCCGCAAGCAGGAUAGCGUUGAAAGCCAUUGAAGAGGAAGAGUUUAGACUUGUUCAGCGUAAGCGAGACUGCGAACUCCAGCUGGAAAUUGCCAAGGCAGAGGCAGAGCAAAGGGCUCUGGGAGACAUUGAACAAUCUUCACAUGAAGACGAGCCUAAGCCAAGCUUAGUUGGGUCGACGGCUGCAGAGAAGGUGGAUCAGUGGUUAACUGGUAACCCGCAGCCAUCUGCCCCAGUGCAGCCAUCAUCGCCCAUGGCAGCGAUUCCUUUGCAACGUGAGAUGAUUGACACGCUGCUCUUGCCGAAGUGUGAGCUGGUCAAGUUCAAUGGGGACCCUCUUGAAUACUGGAUCUUCAUCUCUAGCUUUGAUGCAGCUGUUGGCAACACCAGCGUUGGGGCCAGCGCCAAGCUAAAUCGCCUGUUCCAGUAUUGUUGCGGAGAGGCGCUGGCAGUUAUCAGAUGCUGUGCUGUCAUGCAGCCGGAUGAGGGCUACACAAGGGCACGGGCAUUGCUGCGUGAACGCUUUGGUAACGAUUACAGGAUUUCGGAAACUUGGGUCAGUAAACUUACAGAGGGCCCGCGCAUCCUGCCAGGGGAUUGCAGAGGUAUCCAGAAGUUAGCUGACGAUCUUCGGAGUUGCACACUCACUCUGACAGCGAUGAAAAAGCUUGGAGAAGUUGACACUAAAAGGAGCCUUAGCCUCAUCGUAAAGAGACUGCCACAAUUCGUGCAGGGUAAAUGGCGUUCGAAAGCUGUGGGCAUUCUGGACAAGACUGGCCACUACCCCGAUGUUGCAGAACUUGUCAAGUUUAUCAGCAAAGUAGCUCGAGAGGCAAAUGAUCCCGUUUACGGUUUGGAGAACCGGCACAGCGAUGAGAAAUCACCCAAGAAGAAGGGAUCCAACUACAAUAUCCAAGCCACCAGUGAGGUCGACCACAGGUCUCGGGUUGGGACUGACUCGCCCAAGCGUCAAUGUGGCAAGAACGAAUUGGUGAAAAGGACAGCUUGUCCAUUGUGCUCUGGGGAACAUGCACUCGCGGCAUGCGACAACUUUGGUAAGAUGUCUCCUACUGACCGAGUCAAAGUGGCGAGUGAAAACAAGCUGUGUUUCAACUGUCUCUCCAGUAGGCAUUUUUCAAGGCAGUGUAAAGCAGCUCCCUGCGGUUUCCAAGGAUGUAGAGGAAAACACUCGAGGCUGCUACAUGGUGUAUUCCAGAGGGCGAAUUCUGAAGAUGGAGGUGCUCCUAAAGAAUCGCCUGAUGAUCAGAAAGUCGGAGCAACAAGUCUCGCUUGUGGGUCCAGUCAAGAACACUCUAAGAUAGCCCUACCAGUUGUCGCCGUGAUGGUGAGAGGUGCGGGUAGUGGGGAGUGGCUCAAGACAAAUGCUCUUCUUGAUCCCGGGAGCAACAGGUCGUUCUGCACAAUGGAGUUAGUGAAAAUGCUGGGUGUAAAGGGCACCCCACAGUCUUUGUCUCUGGACACGUUGAACGAGAAUGCACAGGUUCAAACAGUCGUGCUUUCGUUGGACGUGUCUGGAACUGUCGGCAAGGCCCAUACCAGAAAGUCUUUCUGCAUACCAGAGAUUCACGCUCUGAAAGAGUUUCCCACUCUGCGAGAUUCCUGCGCUACCUUUGAAGAUGUGAAGAAGUUUGAACACUUGAGAGACAUUUCUGUUCCAUGCGUGGCUAAAGAUGGUGUAGCGAUUCUCAUUGGACAAGAUGUCCCACAGGCCCUGGUUCCGUUAGAGGUGAGGCGUGGUGCGGAAGGCGAACCCUACGCAGUCAGAACCUGCCUUGGAUGGACGGUGAAUGGACCGUUAGCCAGUGGGAGUCCAGCAGCAGCAGUGUCAAACUUUGUUCAAGGCGGCCUUGAAGCUCAGGUUGAGCGAUUUUGGAAGCUCGAUACUGCGGACCUAUCAGAUGACAGAACCAUGUCACUUGAUGACAAGAAGGCAGUCAAGACAUGGAAUGACUCAGUCUUGUCGAUGGCCACUACCAGUUAG
Patiria miniata (bat star) is the source of this 2106-nucleotide messenger RNA. RefSeq lists its product as uncharacterized. The transcript has a single exon. The coding region runs from base 1 to 2106 and encodes 701 amino acids. The record is from RefSeq and is a predicted model, not a curated record. NCBI's taxonomy places the organism in Eukaryota, Metazoa, Echinodermata, Asteroidea, Valvatida, Asterinidae.